CGAAUGAGUCAUGUUAUAACCAAAUAUUCAUAGUAUAAAACAUAUUCACACAGGUUAUUUAAUAGAUAAUAAUGUAUUUAACAAAUGUAUUGUUUAAGAGAGUAAAGAGCAAACUACUCUUAGUUUUAACAGAAAGUGUAGUAAGUGGGCAUACAAGACAUAUGAUUAGAGAAAGACUAGCUGAUAAAAUAGAAGUUAUUAAAUUUGAUCCGUAUAUUCAAAAAAUGACAAUUUACAAAGAGAUUAAAAAAGUACACGGUAUUAAGUAAUAAAACCAAAUGUAGAAUAUUGAUUUAAUUAAUAAUAAUGAUAUAAUAAUAGUAAUAAUAAAUAUCAAAUGUAAAAUAUCUUUUAUGUACUUUAUAAAAUUAAUUAUUCUAUGGUAAUAAAUUCUUGUAUGACAUGUGAACACAAA
Molecule: messenger RNA, 415 nt
Organism: Polistes canadensis
Lineage: Eukaryota; Metazoa; Arthropoda; Insecta; Hymenoptera; Vespidae
Gene: mRpL33
Product: 39S ribosomal protein L33, mitochondrial
Exons: 3
Coding region: 72-269 (65 amino acids)
Biological process (GO): translation
Cellular component (GO): mitochondrion
Source: RefSeq, a predicted model, not a curated record